Molecule: messenger RNA, 1524 nt
Organism: Pichia membranifaciens NRRL Y-2026
Lineage: Eukaryota; Fungi; Ascomycota; Pichiomycetes; Pichiales; Pichiaceae
Exons: 1
Coding region: 145-1464 (439 amino acids)
Molecular function (GO): sarcosine oxidase activity; saccharopine oxidase activity; flavin adenine dinucleotide binding
Source: RefSeq, a predicted model, not a curated record
UGAGGGUAUGACUGCGAGACACCAAAAUAAGCACAGCUGUAUAUAACGUAGUGCCCUUCUUUUCCCUGUUCCCAGCUUCAGGGAAGCGCUUUCCUGAAACGACUGCGAUUUAUCCCAGUACGAAGAAAGUACAGGAAAACAAUAAUGGAUCCCGAGGAGCACGUCUUGAUUAUUGGGGCAGGCACUUUCGGCCUGUCCACCGCUCUGGAACUUUUGCGUGGAGGCCACAAGAACGUCACGCUUUUGGACGCGUACCCCGUGCCUUCGCCGCUUGCAGCGGGCAACGACGUGAACAAGAUCUUCCAGUCAGUGGUAAGGUCGCAGUUUUACUCCGACUUGUCCAAGGAGAGUCUCAGAAAAUGGAGAGACGAUCCGGUAUACCAGCCUGCGUACCACGAAACGGGCAUAAUUUACGGUGCCAGCAUGGAAGAGUCGUACGCAGAGAUAUACAAGCAGUAUGAAAUGCUCCAGGAAGACAAAGACGACGACUCCGUGCUACUUGAAACCCCGGCUGACUUCCUCAGACUGGUUGGCCAAUCCGGAGUCGAGUCGCUGUCUCUGGACAACACCCAGCCACGGUUUGAUAAGUGGAAAGGGUACUACCAGAAGAAGAACUGCGGAUGGACAUAUGCCAGUCUGGCGCUGGAGCGUGCGUCCAUGGAGUGCAUCCGGCUGGGUGCCAAAAUGGUCACAGACAGUGCCCAAGAGCUGCUCUUUGACAAGAAAACACAGGCGUGUCUGGGGGUGAGGACGUACUCGGGGCUGGAGAUACUGGCGGCGAAAACGGUGAUCUGCGCAGGUGCAAACUCGGUCAAGCUGCUCGACUUCCACCGCCAGUUGUUGGCCAAGUGCUGGACCGUCGGCCACAUCCGGCUCACGGACGCCGAAAUUGGGCAACUGAAGGGCUCCCCCGUUGUCCUCAACAUCGACAAGGGCUUUGUUUUUGAGCCAGAUGCCUUUGGCGACCUGAAGUUUUGUAACGAGUUCCCCGGCUACAUCAACAUGGAAACCAUCAAAGGCGCAGAGGGGGAGGUGUCCGUCCCCGUCUACAAAGAUGCUAUCCCGAAGGAGGCGGAGACCCAGAUGAGAGACUUCCUGAGGGAGGUCCUGCCAAGGCUCUCCGACCGGGAGUUCAACGUGGCCAAGAUAUGCUGGUGCACUGACACCCCCGAUCGCCACUUCUUGAUCGACGAGCAUCCGCAGCACACUGGGUUGAUCCUCGGCACGGGCGACUCCGGACAGGGCUUCAAGUACAUGCCCAUCGUCGGUGAGUAUAUAGCUUCACUCACUCUGCAUGGCAGAGACUCACUUCCUGAAGACAAGAAGGAUGCCUGGCGCUGGAGACCCGAGACCGCUGUCCACCGGGAUAACGGCGCUCUCCAGAACAGGUACGGCGGUUCGAACGCUGUUCUCGACCUCAAGGACGUAGCCGAAUGGUCAAGGGCCGUCCUGCCAGCACUUUGAUGGCCAUAUUUUCUAGUUGUAGUUCUCUCUACCUGUCUUUGUUCGAAGAAUGUUUACCCC